AUGACGGUCAAGGAGAGGACCCCCAUCUCCCCGGAGGCUGCACCUAAUUUAGAAGUUGCAAGGCAGCGCCUCUCAACAGACGGGUGCUCUGCACUCGAAGAUGCCACGAUCGCGCAGGAUCUGGCUGUUAUGGAGCGGAAAGAGUGGCCUUGGCACACAAUAGAUGGCGUGAACAUAUUCAAAAAACACGUUCUCGAAGAUCAGAUCAUCAUGCAACUCGGUCAGCAUUUCCUUGGGAAGCGCGUUAUGGUGCACUGCCUCAGACAACAUAUGUACCCCGGCCGUGUUUUUUUAUGGACGAAAGGUGGCCCGGAGGUCGGUCUACGGAGUCAUCUAAUCCACCUAUAUCCUGAAGGGGCAAUCGUGAGAUAUAUAUGUGGUUCUCACCUACAUGAUGUCCCAGCAGAAGAGGGGGUUCGGAGUGUGAAUGAGGUUGAUGAACAGGAAUAUGAGAAAGCGGGCUGUACUAGUUUCACCAAAAAGACUGGUGGGAAGUAA
Messenger RNA from Ilyonectria robusta, 498 nucleotides. RefSeq lists its product as uncharacterized. The record is from RefSeq and is a predicted model, not a curated record. NCBI's taxonomy places the organism in Eukaryota, Fungi, Ascomycota, Sordariomycetes, Hypocreales, Nectriaceae. The transcript has 2 exons. The coding region runs from base 1 to 498 and encodes 165 amino acids.